UCUUAUUUUGUUCACUUGUUUCUUUAUUAUUAUUAUUUAAUAAUAAAUAAUCUUUUAUUUCUUUUUUCUUAAUCAACUUUUAUUAUUGUAGGAGAUGUUUAGCUAAAAAGACUUAUCAACUUUACACCCAACAUCUUCCAAUUUGCAAAAAUCAUUCCUUGUGUGAUUUUGGUUUUGAAUUUUUUUUUUCCUUCUGGAUUUGAUUUUGGUUUCUCUUGAAAAUGAUGGGGACUAUGUCUCUUGGUUCUUCCAUCGUCAUUCUGCGAAAAGGGGCGGUAGAUUUCACGGGUAAUGACAAGAAUUACCCGUGGUUAUCGAAGAAAAAGAUAAGACGGUUAAUGUAUUGUCAAAGUGAAGGAAAUGUGAGCAGGAGUAUUAUGACCAAGCGAUCGGCUUUGGUCAAGACGGAUCCUGGGACCGUUGUUUUGGAUACCGAAAACUUGGUUUUGGCUCCAAAUGGGAAUGGGAAUGGGAAGGAUUUGGUCUCCUAUAAUGGUGCACAGAAUGGUUCUGUGGUGGGUAUGAAUGAUGGUGGUAUUGGUAUUGUGAAUGUACUCAAGGGAAAAAGGUUCUUUGUUACUGGUGCAACCGGGUUCUUGGGUAAAGUGUUCAUAGAGAAGAUACUGCGCACGGUGCCUGAUGUGGGGCAGAUAUAUCUCUUAAUCAAGGCGAAGAACACCGAUGCUGCCAUGGAAAGAUUGAAAAACGAAAUAAUCAAUACCGAACUUUUCAAGUCUCUCCAACAAGCUUAUGGGAAAUCGUAUCAAUCUUUCAUGUUAAGCAAGUUGGUUCCGGUGACUGGAAAUGUUUGUGAAUCUAACCUUGGGUUAGAUGAGGAUACAGCAGAAAUGAUAGCAAAAGAUGUUGACAUAAUUGUAAAUUCUGCAGCCAAUACUACUUUUGAUGAAAGAUAUGAUGUAGCUCUUGACAUAAACACGAGUGGGCCUAGUCGCCUUAUGAGCUUCGCAAAAAAGUGCAAAAAACUCAACCUUUUCUUGCAAGUUUCUACAGCAUAUGUGAAUGGACAAAGACAAGGACGAAUCAUGGAAAAGCCAUUUAGCGCAGGCGAGAGUAUAGCACGCGAAAGCCUUAGGUACGGGAAUCAUAUGCCAAAGUUGAAUGUAGAAGAUGAAAUUAAAAUGGUUUUGGAAUUGAAGAAAUCUUUGGGAGAAAAUGCAUUGGCUCAAAAGCUAAAAGAUAUUGGAUUAGAGAGGGCAAAGCUAUACGGGUGGCAAGAUACAUAUGUUUUUACCAAGGCAAUGGGAGAAAUGAUGAUUGAUAAAAUGGGCGGUGAUAUACCCAUUGUCAUAAUCCGGCCUAGUGUCAUUGAAAGCACUUACAAAGAACCUUUUCCAGGAUGGAUGGAAGGAAAUAGGAUGAUGGAUCCAAUUGUACUUUACUAUGGAAAAGGACAACUUAGUGGAUUUCUUGUUGACCCUAAUGGUGUUCUUGAUGUGGUUCCAGCUGAUAUGGUGGUGAAUGCCAUCAUGGCAGCCAUGGCAAAACACGUGGCAGGUGGGAAAACCGAAGAGAAUUACAUUUAUCAAAUAGCUUCAUCGGUAGUGAACCCGUUGGUAUUUAAGGAUUUGGCAAGGUUGCUUUACGAACACUUCUAUUCUUCCCCAUGUUUGGAUUUAAAGGGGAGGCCAGUUCAUGUACCAAUCAUGCAACUUUAUCGGUCCAUGGAAGAAUUCUCGGAUCACGUAUGGAAAGACGCAAUUAGCAGAAGUCAAUUGAUUGCUUCAUCAUCUACAAAUAAAGGGAAGUUAUCACUUAAAGUUGAAAAUAUUUGCAAGAAAUCAGUGGAGCAAGCAAAGUACUUGGCUAGUAUAUAUGAACCAUACACAUUUUAUGGUGGAAGAUUUGAUAAUAGCAACACUCAAAGAUUAAUGGGGAUGAUGUCUGAAGAAGAAAGAAAGACAUUUGGUUUUGAUGUGGAGAAAAUAGAUUGGAGAGAUUAUAUCUCAAAUGUUCAUAUUCCAGGGCUAAGGAGGCAUGUAAUGAAGGGAAGAGGAAUGUGCAACUAAUUAGACAUAUAUAAAUAUCAUUCAAGACACACUACCCUUUAUGCAUAUUUAGGAAACCUUAUUUGUAAUAAACUAUUGUGAUUUCUCUC
Molecule: messenger RNA, 2116 nt
Organism: Helianthus annuus (common sunflower)
Lineage: Eukaryota; Viridiplantae; Streptophyta; Magnoliopsida; Asterales; Asteraceae
Product: fatty acyl-CoA reductase 2, chloroplastic
Exons: 9
Coding region: 222-2027 (601 amino acids)
Biological process (GO): long-chain fatty-acyl-CoA metabolic process; suberin biosynthetic process
Cellular component (GO): intracellular membrane-bounded organelle
Molecular function (GO): alcohol-forming very long-chain fatty acyl-CoA reductase (NADP+) activity
Source: RefSeq, a predicted model, not a curated record